Lingula anatina is the source of this 1260-nucleotide messenger RNA. Its product is annotated as shiftless antiviral inhibitor of ribosomal frameshifting protein homolog. Lineage: Eukaryota; Metazoa; Brachiopoda; Lingulata; Lingulida; Lingulidae. Gene Ontology annotation, biological process: innate immune response; viral translational frameshifting. Gene Ontology annotation, molecular function: ribosome binding; sequence-specific mRNA binding. The record is from RefSeq and is a predicted model, not a curated record.
AUGUCAUCAGGUAUAAAACAAGAAGUCCUGUGUUUCAAUGCAUUCCGCGAACUUUUUCGAGGACGUUUCACUGAAAACGAAGCUGGAUAUCUUGUUCAGAAAUUUGAUUUCGAUAUUAGAAAGGCGGCCUCUUAUGUAUUGGAAACAACGUCUGAGGAUUUGAGACGGGAAAUACGAGAAAAGGCCAAAAGCUGGAUCGAGGUUAUUCCUCGGACAAGAGAGGCUAAAGAAGGACGCAUCUCUGUAGAGAUCAGACAAUUCGCGUGCCAAGCCUGUGACCACUCCUGGUGGAGACGAGUCCCUGCAAGAAAACUAGUUUCAAAGUGUUAUCGCUGUAAAGUAAAAUUCGAUGCUUUACCAAGAGAUGAAGAGUGGGGCUAUGCAGAAUUCCUUUGCGAGUGUGGACAUAAUUUUAAAGGCUGGGCCCAGAUGGGCGCUACCUGCCUGUGCUACCGCUGCGGUGCCAUGGUAACGACCACGUGUAUUUUACCCGCCGCUUCGCUACAGCCCCGGCGGAGGACCUGGAAGAGGACGGAGAGGAAGGAAUGGACACAGCUGCUCUUGUUGUAUUAACGGGGGGGAGCAAAACGGUUACAUCCCCGAAGUUGUUCCAACUUCUCUGGAUCCGAAACACACACAAAACCCAAGCGAUUUUCCAACAUAUGGAUAUCAGUAUGGUCGUCCGUGCUGUCACCCUCAGGUCAGACGAAAGUUUGGUAAGCCACGUGUUGUCAACAGCAGUAACGUUCACGAAAGUUCCGGUUCCACCGUGGCCACGUUCUUGCCACAGGACGAUCUGAUGAAUGACGACGAUUUCAUCGCAUACCCACGCCUUUCCACCAUCAACGAGGGAAGUGAUGAAGGAAGUGAUGACGGAAGUGGCGGAGGGAGUGGCGCUCCAUGAUCGCCGCAGAGUCGGUCGCGGCCAUGAUGGAACCCAAGGGGAUGACGGGAAUGGGUGACGUGGAAGCGGCGUGAGGCCGGUGUAACGUGGCAGAGAGUCCUUCAUAGCAGAGAGGAUAAAGCCCGUAUAUGGAGAGUACAGGCAUACCUUUUACGUGUUUGAAGAAGUAGUAAAGUACUUAGUGUUUUAUUGUAAGCCGUCACUCUCAGUUUCUUGUAAUAAUUCGACAGUUAAACUGUUAUUUGGACCAGCAGACUCCGUCGGUGACAUAAUUUUCAAAAUUUUCUUUCGGGCAGGUGUGUAUAAGAAUCAUACAGUUUAUACAUAUAUCGCUCAAAAAUUGUUUUGAUCUCAAU